This is a messenger RNA of Pogonomyrmex barbatus (red harvester ant), 4679 nucleotides long. It is a transcript of the gene Asap, whose product is annotated as ArfGAP domain of ASAP. Lineage: Eukaryota; Metazoa; Arthropoda; Insecta; Hymenoptera; Formicidae. Gene Ontology annotation, cellular component: cytoplasm. The record is from RefSeq and is a predicted model, not a curated record. Gene Ontology annotation, biological process: positive regulation of GTPase activity. Gene Ontology annotation, molecular function: protein binding; GTPase activator activity.
GCGCAAGCUUCUAUAAGAUUCAGAUUCCAUAAGCUUUUAUAAGAUCAAUCAGUAUUUUGUCAAUGAUAAUAUGUUAUAUUUUAAAAUCGCGAUUCGAAGCAUUCGUUUGAUCUCUUCAAUUCCCCGCUUCUCUCGUUUCGCGAGUCGCCGUCGCCGUCGCCGUCAUCGCCGCAGAUUAUCGACCGUUCUAAACACGCCUUGUUUCAUGGCGGAUACGACCGGGCUGAUCGCGCGCGCGCGUCGGCAGCGCCGCCUCAGUGGAACUUUGGCCGCAGUCGCGAGUGUUUCGGCGGUACUCGGCACCGACCGAGGCGGUUAGGUGCGCGAUUAGGUGCGAGAUCGGAGUGCGAAGGAGUAACCGCAGACGCAGCUGCGUACGCGCGCGCGCGUACCGGUCGGUGUGUGUUUUUUUAUACAUAUGUGUUCGUGUACGUAGGUCCGUCCGUUCGCCGCGGUGGUGUGCAUGCGCGCAUGUACGUAUGCGUGGUGAUUCGCGCUCUUCGCCGACGAAGAGAGCGAGCUGUCCCUGUUGCUGCUGCUGGCUAGCUGCUGUUGCUGCUAUGCGUCCCUGCGACGGCUGGCGGCUCAUCGUGACUAUGUCGCGAAAAUAAUCGCGCCGGUCCUUCUCGCGAGUGUCUCUCUUUCUCUCUCUCUCUCUCUCUCUCUCUCUCUCUCUCUCUUUCUCUCUCUCGUACGCGCAUCCUCUUUCCUUCACGCACAUACACGCUCUCUCCGUUUCUUUCUCUUUCGCUCCCUGUCACUCCUCGUACCGGGACGACGUUCAUACCGUGCGUCACGGAAAACAGCGUUAGACGGAUAAGAGAGGUAGAAAAGGUGAUCGGGGUGUCCCCCGCGGAAUUCAUGGUGAAAGACGACAAGUGAAGUGAGCGGUGUCCGCGAAGUGUAAAAAGUGCGCGCGGUCACCGACGACGACGACGACGACAACGACGACGACGAUCAGCGAGGGGGAGUCGCGGUGGCGAGAACCGAUCCGCCGAGGGGACAGCCUCGCUUGCAGCUGGGCGCUGAGGAGGAGGGGAGGGGUGGGCGGCGGGAGACGGAACAACUGACGGAAAACGAGAACGGGCGGAAAGAUGCCGGGUCUGAUCGCCGUGAGCGAAUUCGUCGAGGAGACGAGGGAGGAUUACAACUCACCCACCACGUCCACUUUCGUCUCGCGAAUGCCACAGUGCAGGCAGACCAUCACAUCCCUGGAGGAGACCUUGGACUUCGAUAGGGAUGGUCUUACGAAGUUGAAAAAAGCUAUCAAGGCUAUCCACAACUCCGGAAACGCUCAUGUGGACAAUGAGGUGUACUUAGGAAGAGCAUUAGAGAGACUCGGCGAUGCUGCUUUGAAGGAACAGGAACCGGACAUAGGCGCGGCAUUUCUCAAAUUUGCAGUGGUCACGAAGGAACUGAGUGCCCUGAUGAAAACCCUGAUGCAAAACAUCAACAACAUCGUGAUGUUUCCAUUGGAUUCGGUGCUGAAGGGUGAUCUUAGAGGCGUGAAGGGGGACUUAAAGAGGCCCUUCGAGAAAGCCUGGAAGGACUACGAAGCCAAAUACGCGAAAAUCGAAAAGGAGAAGAAACAGCACGCGAAGGAAGCCGGACUUAUUCGUACCGAAGUCACACCCGCCGAAAUUGCAGACGAGAUGGAGAAGGAGAGACGGUUAUUUCAGUUGCAAAUGUGCGAGUAUCUGAUCAAAGUGAACGAGAUCAAAACGAAGAAGGGCAUCGAGUUGUUGCAGCAUCUAGUCGAAUAUUAUCACGCGCAAACAAAUUAUUUUCAGGAUGGCUUAAAGACUAUUGAACAUUUCGGUUCAUAUGUGGCCGACCUUAGUGUGAAGUUGCAAAAAAUUAGGCAGACACAGGACGAGGAACGAAGACGAUUAACGGAACUUAGAAGUCUUCUUAGAAGCUCCGGAUGUGACAAAGAGCUGAAUUCAAAUGCGAACGCGGGUUACUCGCUACACCAGCUGCAGGGCGAUAAGCAGCACGGCGUCACCCGUUCUGGCCACCUGCUGAAGAAGAGCGAGGGCAAGAUGAGGCGAGUUUGGCAGAAGAGGAGAUGCGCCGUGCAGGCGGAAGGCUAUCUCGAUAUCUGCCACGCGGACGAGAACAAGCCACCCACCAGGGUGAACCUAUUAACCUGCCAGAUUAAAUUAGUACCGGACGACAAGCGAGGCUUCGAUCUCAUAAGUUACAAUAGGACGUAUCACUUUCAAGCGGAGGACGAGGCGGAUCAGCGCGCGUGGAUGUCGGUUCUAGUGAAUUGUAAGGAACGUGCUCUGUUGCGAGCAUUCGACGCAAGCGGCAAGGCGGAGGCCGGCAGCGGCAAUCCCAGCCUUGUAGAGCUGCAACAGGCUGUUAUACGAUGCGUUAUGCGGUUACCCGGAAACGAUCAGUGCUGCGAUUGCUCCUCGCAAAACGACGCCACGUGGCUGUCGACGAACUUCGGCAUAAUAGUCUGCAUAGAGUGCAGCGGCAUCCACCGGGACUUGGGUGUACACAUAUCGCGGAUACAAUCCCUAACGUUGGACAACGUCGGCACCGCUCAGCUGUUGCUCGCGCGACACAUGACCAAUCAGGCGUUCAACGAAGUGAUGGAGGCGACGUUGCGUCACAAUCUCAAGCCGUCGCCGACGUCGACGAUGGAAGAAAGAUAUGAGUUCAUACGCGCCAAGUAUGUGGACAAGAGAUACGUGAUGAACACAUGUGCGGAUGAGCGUGAUCUACUUUCUGAUUUGGAGCAUGCCGUUAAUAACCGCGAUCUGCAGCAACUUCUACAAGUUUAUGCUGAAAAUGUGGAUUUGGCUGCACCGUUGCCAACAUCGGAUGUUGGCGAAACUGCGUUACAUUUGGCCAUUCUACGUGAGAUGGGUAGCAGCCUGCAUAUUGUAGAUUUUCUAGUGCAGAAUAUGCCAAGUGGCGGUAUCGACAGGACAACAAUCGAUGGUGAAACAGCACUUCAUCUCUCCGCGCGGCACGACAGAGCAGAAGCAAUGAAACUACUUUUACGAGCUGGUGCAGAUCCUUCACAACGAAACAAGCAAGAUAAGACACCGUUGGACAUAGCACAAGAAAUGGGACACCACACAUGCAAAGAACUGCUCAGUCAUGCUCUUCAAAGGCAGAAAACGUUGUUUGAUAAUGUGAAUAUUGAUUGGAAUCUUUCUCACGACGAAGGUUCCACAGAUUUCUCUGACGAUGAAACAAUAAUUGAAGACAGAAACGGAUGUCUAACUCCUGAGAAAAAGUCACGUAGUAGACCACCAUCAUAUGCCGGAGGUAGUGGUACGGGAUCAGGUGAUUCACCAGUGACAUUACGUAGUCGGAGUAGCACUUGUGACAGCCUACAGAGUGGAUCAUCUCCAAGCGCUUCGACGAAUCGUCAACAAAUGCCUCCACCGCCGCCACCGCAAGCGAGAAAGCCUGUAGCUGUACCCACUCCCAUGGCGCCGGACAUUUCAAUGAACAUCCACGGCUCGCUGAAGAAGCGAGUUGCGCCACCGCCGCCGCCUGCUGGGAACGCCGUCGGAAGCGGCGUUGUCCUGCCAUCGUCGCACUACGGUACGCUACCCACGUCGGCUACGUUGGCUACGUCGACGCACAGUCGUACGACCAGCGAGCCGAUUUUAGCUGGCCACACUUUACACACUCUACCGCAUACGUUGAAUACAUUAAAUAGCCAACAUCAUAAGAGAUCACCGAGCGGCGACUCGUCGACCGGACACGGUAUGGACAAGACAAACAGCUCGACAUUGCAGAGACCACGAAAUCCGCCGCCUCCAGCUCCAUCCAGUAUCACAACCAGAUUAAGCAACGGACGUAGUAGUGAGUCUUUGAGCUCUAUGUGUUCGGAUCAUGGUUUGGGCAAUCCUAUCCCACCACCGCGAAAGCGAAGGGACCGAUCCAGGCUAGAGAGCUACGCCGAAGAGCCUUCAUCUUUGCUCCCAAAUCUGAAUCUGCCAACGUCAUCGACUUUGAGUGGCUUGCGACGCUGUCGUGCCCUGUACGACUGCGAGGCCGACAACGAGGACGAAUUGUCAUUCCGCGAGGGCGAGGUCAUCAUCGUGACAAAUGAGCAGACCGAUGAUGACAACUGGAUGGAAGGAGCGCUGGAACGGGCACCAGAGCGACGAGGCAUGUUCCCGAUUAGCUUCGUGCACAUGCUACAGGAUUAACAUUCGGUAAGCCUGAACUCGUUGGCGAGCGUCACCAGCACUGCCAGUUCGAUGAGCGUCGCCAGCCUCGGCCGUAGAAGCUGGCUGAGAAAACCGAAGGAGUAAACACAUUCAAGUCAUCUCUUUCCGUCGUUUCUUCAAAAUUCUGAGACAUCCAUAAGUUUGAGGGAAGAAAUAAUGGAUGUUGACGAGCGCCAUCACCGAGAGUAAACAAAUUUUUCUAGUUUUUGAUUUUCUAGUUUUUCAUAUUCUAACAAAAUUAGUAUUCGUAAGAUGGAAUAAGAAAUGCAUCAAUAGGAGCAAUUUUGCACUUACAAAUGGAGUAAAAUUAGAAAAUCAAACGCAAUAUAAAUUUUCAUCUUUUCCUCUUUUUUUAAAAGAACGCAAAACAAAUUUACAUAUAAUUCUGAGACGAAAGUUUUUUGGUUUUACUCUGUAGAAAGUUAUUACUUUAUAGAAAAAUUUAUUUAUCUGUAAAUAAAAGUUAUAUUCUCA